UGCAGAAUCUGAUUUAAUCUGUGUGACCAACACAAGAAUCUCCUGACAGCCGAGAAAACAGUUCCACAAUGAUGGAUUUCCUCGUUUUAACUCUGUUCUGACUGGUAACUUCUCUAUAUUCAUCCUUCAUCUAUUCCUCUCAGCUCUAACACUCAGGACAGUAGAUUAAAGUAACUAAUAAACUAAUGAGUUAUAAGAAUAAAUGUGAGAAUAUAAAAUGAGAUUUCAGAAGCUUAUUGAACACCAGAACAGAACAGGAGACAGGAUGUAGAGUCUCGUGGCUGAAGAAGUUAAACCGGAAAACAGCAGAAACAGAAGACUUUUUAUUCCACUAAGUGUCUGUUCACAUGUUCAGUGGAGGAUGUGUGUUAGACAUGGCAGAGUUCCUGAGUGGGUUUAAUCUACAGCUGAUGAUUGGUGUCAUCAGUCUGAGUCUCCUUCAGAACAUUUCAGCUGAUCUGUUAUCUGUUGAUCCUGGAGAAAACGUCACUCUGUUCUGUAACAUCACUGAUUAUUCAGAGAUAUCGUGGUAUCACAUGAACUCAGCAGGCGUGAGGCAGAUUAUAUCGACCUCAAAAGGGAAUCUGGACAAUCUAUUUCAAAUUGUUCAUAAUGAGGAUAAGAGUCACUUUACUAUAACAGAAAACAGCAGUUCAGUCAGUUUAGUGAUUAUUGGAGUUAGAGACACAGAUCUGGGAUUUUAUUACUGUGGAGGUCGAAAAAAGGAACACAAUCAGUUUGGAAAAGUCAUCAGUCUGAACUUUACAGGUGGCAGCAAUAAGAUUGCUCCUUCACCAGAUUCACAGCAGGUUGGGGGAAAUGGGAACUGCUGGAUUAUCGUGUUAUGUACUAUGAUUUUAAUUCUUCUAAUGAACAUCUGCAUGUGUGUGUUUUGCUGCAGGAUACAAGGAAAAUUAAAUUUAUCAUGCUGCAGUCACUCUACUGACUCCACUGAAAAGGAAGAAAACAUUCAUUAUGCCAGUGUUCAGUACAAAAGAAAAUUCAGAUCUGCAAACAACAACUCAAGACCUGAUUUGGACAGUGUGACCUAUGCAACAGUCGCCUCACAGCCACAGAGAAACUGAACAACACAAUGUGUCUUUAUUUAU
Tachysurus fulvidraco (yellow catfish) is the source of this 1109-nucleotide messenger RNA. RefSeq lists its product as uncharacterized. The record is from RefSeq and is a predicted model, not a curated record. The transcript is spliced from 5 exons. Gene Ontology annotation, biological process: response to bacterium. The coding region runs from base 348 to 1085 and encodes 245 amino acids. Lineage: Eukaryota; Metazoa; Chordata; Actinopteri; Siluriformes; Bagridae.